Diorhabda carinulata is the source of this 3256-nucleotide messenger RNA. Its product is annotated as gastrula zinc finger protein XlCGF57.1-like. NCBI's taxonomy places the organism in Eukaryota, Metazoa, Arthropoda, Insecta, Coleoptera, Chrysomelidae. The transcript has 2 exons. Gene Ontology annotation, biological process: regulation of transcription by RNA polymerase II. The record is from RefSeq and is a predicted model, not a curated record. Gene Ontology annotation, molecular function: RNA polymerase II cis-regulatory region sequence-specific DNA binding; DNA-binding transcription factor activity, RNA polymerase II-specific. The coding region runs from base 974 to 2902 and encodes 642 amino acids.
AUCUUCUUUUGUUCCUUUCCUACUAACACUCGUCUUUUGCGCCGGCGCCGUUGAAUUUGCACUAUGCGACAGGAGCGGAGCGAGCGAGAGAGUUAUUGAAAUAAAGUUCCUAACAUAACCCCUCGCUAUGAAGAGGUACAUAUAACCUUAAUUCCUCAGCAGGAGACUCUUCCUUAGGAAGUGGUAAUCGGCAUCAGUUAUUAAUACCACCAAAUUCAGCUAAAUAUUCCUUGCUCCAUCUCUCCCAAAAGUGUUGCUUCAACUGUUGUACCGUGACAUUCUAUUGUCUUGAUUAAUUUUCUGAUGAUGAAAUUAGGUGAUUUCAUCAACAAUCCAGUGCCUCAAUGAACCUAUAAAAGAUUAAUUGAAAAGAAAACAAUUUAAUUUUAUUAUUUUUUAAAUAAAGUAUCACUUUUUAUAACUUCAACUUGCAUUUUUAUUUCAACGAUUAUCUAAGGAAUCGCAAUUUAUGACAAAUGACGUUUAACGAAUAAUUAAAGAGAAGAAGAAUUUAUUUCAUAUAGGUUACAAACAAAAAUUAAUUUCAUUUAUUCAUUCUACACAAUGGAAAUUUAGAAAGAAAUGGAUGUCCAAAAUGUUAAAAAAUGGAUAAUUACGAUGGUUUUCUUUGUAAAAUGGGGAAAUAAAUAGUAUACAUACAAUCAACCAAGAAUUAGUUGGAUAUUCGAAAAUUAUACUGUUGGAACCAAAACAAGAAGAAACUGUUUAAAUAAUAGCAAUGUUAGAAACUAACUCAAUUUUUUUCCAAGUUUAUUCAAAACAUUUUUUUCAACUAAUGGAUUGUUAGCUUAGUAUUUAAUUUGUCUAUGAAGGAUUUUAAUUUGGGUAAAUAGUCUUAUCAGUGAAAAAAUAAGAAGAAUUCAAGAUGGCAGCUUGAACAAUGUACAACAACAAAAUUAAUCUCGUAAUGUAGUAGAAAUAAUAAAAUAGAACUGUAAUAAUAAAUUUUACAAUGGAAGUAAAACGAGAACCAGAAAAUUGUUCCACAGAAGAGGAGAAGAUUGAUAUCAAAAAAAGUAGUUUUCCGAAUUUAAUUGUUGAUAAAAGUAAUAUUAUACAACAAUGUAAUAUUAAAAUCGAGUCGGUUUCAAUAAAGCAGGAAAACGACACGUAUAAUUUAGAACAGAACGAGAUUAUUGAUGGCAAAGAACCAAAGUUCGACUUGGUUAAAAUAAAUGAUAAAAAAUUGAGAUUGGGGUUAUUAAAAAAUGGAAAACGCCUAAAUCCAAAUAGUAUUGCUAGAUUUAUGAUCUGUGGGUUUUGUGGAAAUUUAUAUACGAAACAAGUAGAAUUUCAUUGCCAUUUUUCAACAAAUCAUUUUAUAAAAGAAAAUAAAUUAUAUUAUAAGACUAAAUUUAACCACAAAAAUAGAAGUUAUACUAAAAAACGAACUAAAAUUCCUAGAAAUCUUGAUGAAGAUAUUAAAAAUGAUAUUAAUAUGGCAGAAAAUGCAUUGAAUUCAAGGAUGCAGGGAACUGGGAAUGUAUUCAAUGUGACAAUUAACUCAAAUAGAUAUUUGUAUAUUAACACUGGUGAAAAGCCAUUCACAUGUGACAUUUGUUUGAAAUCCUUCUCAAAGAAAUAUAAUUUAACAACACAUUUACUUUGUCAUACUGGAGAAAGGCCUUUCAAAUGUGACAUUUGUUUGAAAACCUUUUCACUGAAAUCUAAUUUAAAUGCGCAUUUACGUGGUCAUACAGGAAUAAAACCAUUCAAAUGUGAUAUUUGUCUCAAAUCGUUUAUGACAAAACAAUUACUAGAGAGGCAUUUGUUUUGUCACACAGGCGAAAAACCAUUUAAAUGUUUAAUUUGUUCAAAAUCAUUUUCAAAGAAAUGUAAUUUGAAAACACAUUCAAUCAGUCAUACUGGAGACAAGCCCUUCAAAUGUGACAUUUGUUCAAAAACUUUUCCAGUGAAAAGGGAUUUAAAUAAACAUUUAUUUAGUCACACUGGUGUGAAACCAUUUGAAUGUGAGAUUUGCUUGAAAACUUUUUUACAUAAAACUAGUUUAAUGACACAUUUGCGUUAUCAUACAGGAGAGAAACCUUACAGAUGUGACAUAUGCUCAAAAGUAUAUUCAGAAAAAGUAUGUUUAACAAGACAUUUGCGUAGACACACAGGAGAGAAACCAUUUAAAUGUGAUAUUUGCUCAAAAUGUUUUUCAUGGAAAACUAGUUUAAUCACACAUUUGCGUAGUCACACAGGAGAAAAACCAUAUAAAUGCGACAUUUGCUUGAAAACUUUUUCGUGGAAAACUAGUUUAAUUGGACAUUCUCAUAGUCAUACUGGAGAAAAGCCAUACAAAUGUGACGUAUGUUCGAAAACUUUUCCACUGAAAAAUAGUUUGAAUACACAUUUGCGUAGUCACACAGGAGAGAAACCAUUCAAAUGUGACAUUUGCUCAAAAACUUUCCCACUGAAAAGCAGAUUGAAAAUCCAUUUUCGUAGUCACACUGGAGAAGAACCAUUCAAAUGUGACAUCUGCUUUAAAUCAUUUUCACAAAAAUGUAAUUUGAAUACACAUUUGCGUGGUCAUACAGGAGAAAAACCAUUCAAAUGUGACAUUUGUUUGAAAACUUUCAAAUUAAAAGGUAGUUUGAAUACUCAUUUCCGAAAUCACACCGGAGAGAAACCAUUCAAAUGUGACAUCUGUUCGAAAAGUUUUCCUCUGAAACAUAGUCUUAAUAUGCAUUUGCACAGUCACAUAGGAGGCGAACCAUUCAAAUGUGAUAUUUGUCUUAAACCUUUUUCACAGAGAUGUAAUUUAAAUACACAUCUACGAACUCAUACAGGAGAAAAGCCAUUCAAAUGUGACAUUUGCACCAAAUCUUUUUUAACAAAACAAAGUUUGGAAAGACAUUUGAUUUGUCAUAGAAACUAAAAUGAGACAAAUAUUAGAGUAUAAGAAACUUUUUCAUAUUUAGAAGACCACUGCAGGUAUUUUUUUCCUAAACAACUCUGUACAUUCCACCUAUUGUUUUUAUUAGUUGAACUAAUUUUCAAUUUAUUUUUUUGAAUUGAAAUAUUAAGUAGAUACUAAUGAAAUAUUAAAUAUAUUUUUUUAUCGAACCUGAAACCAAGUCACAUGCUCUUCCUACAGUACUUGUAUUAUUUGUUGACUUUUUAUAAUGAUACCAAAAUUAUUUAUUCUAUAUUUGUUAAUGUUGAUUUAUUACGUGUAUUCAAUUAUUACAACUAAAUGUUGGAAAACAUUAAAUUAUAUCACAAGCGAAAA